Paramecium sonneborni is the source of this 346-nucleotide messenger RNA. The record is from the annotation of a GenBank genome assembly. Lineage: Eukaryota; Ciliophora; Oligohymenophorea; Peniculida; Parameciidae.
AUGAAAGAUAACAUAUAAGUUAACAUUGACACAUUUAUGUAUUUUAGAAUAAUUUGGGAUUUAAUUUAAUUAAAAUUCUUUUGGUUAAACAGAUCCUGUAAGGGCUACGUAUAGAGUUUCAAGAUGACACAAUCUGUUAAAGAUAUGAAUAUGUUGCCUUAAGAUAAGUUUGUGGCUAACAUCAGCUUUAGGAUUUAUUAGAACGUAGAGACAUGGUUUAGGAUGCAAUGGAAGCUUAUUUAGAUAAUAUGUAGUCAAUAAGUAAACAAAAUCUAUAGCCUUUAGUAAUCAAAGUUUGUUUUUUUAGAGAACGAAACAUUUGAUAGAUGAGUUAAUUUUGCCUUGA